AUGGAUAUACCAACGGUGCUUGUCGUCACCGGAAUCGUACCCUCAUUCCGCGGCACCGACAGCUACCUAGCGUUCCCGACCCUCCUUAACACUUAUUUGGAAUUAAACAUCGAAGUUCACUUCAAACCCGAAAUGAACGAUGGAUUGAUAUUGUACAACGGUCAGAAACCUGGUGGCUCGGGCGACUUUUUCUCGUUCGGGCUCCGUGACGGCAUUCCCGAGUUCCGUUUUGACGUCGGAUCUGGGGCUGCGAUCAUAAAGGCGACAGAACCAGUGACAUUGAACGAAUGGCACGUGGCUAGGCUCGAAAGGGUUAAAAAACACGGUAACAUGUACAUCGACGAACGCGGUCCAUACCGUGGUGUCAGUCCAGGUACAUUCCAAGGAAUGGAUUUGUCUCAACUCUUGUACAUUGGCGGAGUUCCCGACUUUGGGUCGAUACACAAAGACGUCGGUUUCCAAACCGGAUUCAUCGGUUGCGUCAGCGGUUUUAAAUCGGAAACCCGUACGUAUAACUUGAUGAAGGACUCGGUGGACAAACAAGGUUUGGGCACGUGUGAUGUCUGUUCCAACAAUCAAUGUUUGAACCAAGGUAUCUGCCAAGAGGCUCAAACCAGACAGGGGUACACGUGCAUAUGUCAACCCGGCUACAGCGGCGAGUAUUGUGACAAGAUAAGUGAAGUUUGCACGCCGGCAGGGCCGUAUUUGAGGGGGGCAAGAAUCUGUGGGCUCGGUGAAUGUUUGGCUGGACACGAAGAAAUCGAAUGCAAAUGUAAAAUCGGCACGCUCGGGAAGAGAUGCGAACGUACCGUUGAAAUCGUCGAACCGUAUUUCGGAGGCAAAUCUUAUCUAGCGUUCCCGGCACCGACUUCGCAACAGAAACUAACGAUAUCCUUGAAAAUCAAUCCGGCGUCCUUGACUGACGGUGUGAUUCUGUACGCCGCUCAAAACCACCAAGGAAUCGGCCAAUUCAUGUCAGUGACGUUGAAGAACAGACAAGUGGAAUUCCGCUACACCAUGGCCGGUAUGACGUCCAUGCUGUGA
Messenger RNA from Macrosiphum euphorbiae (potato aphid), 1044 nucleotides. The record is from the annotation of a GenBank genome assembly. Lineage: Eukaryota; Metazoa; Arthropoda; Insecta; Hemiptera; Aphididae.